GGGGAUCUUUGUCCGUGUGUCUGUGCAGGUACGACGCGGCUGUGGACUUGUUCACGAGGUCGUGUGCUGGGUACUGCGUCGCCACCUUCAUCCUGGGCAUUGGCGAUCGCCACAAUAGCAACAUCAUGGUGAAGGAAGAUGGCCAGCUGUUCCACAUCGACUUUGGCCACUUCCUGGACCACAAAAAGAAGAAAUUUGGCUACAAGCGUGAGCGAGUUCCCUUCGUGCUCACACAAGACUUCCUGCUCGUCAUCAGCAAGGGCGCGGCCGACUACACCAAGACGGACGACUUCGUGCGCUUCCAGGAAAUGUGCUACAAGGCCUACCUGGCCAUCAGGCAGCACGCGAAUCUCUUCAUCAACCUGCUCUCCAUGAUGCUGGGCUCAGGAAUGCCUGAACUGCAGAGCUUCGAUGACAUCGCCUACCUCCGCAAGACGCUGGCGCUGGACAAGAGCGAGCAGGAGGCCCUCGAGUACUUCAUGAAGCAGAUGAACGACGCUCACCACGGCGGGUGGACCACCAAGGUGGACUGGAUCUUCCACACCAUCCGACACAUCUGAGGCGGUGGAGCAGGGAGGGUGGUGGAGCGGGUGGUGGUGGAGGAGGUGGUGGAGCAGGAGGUGGUGGAGCGGGUGGUGGUGGAGCGGGUGGUGGU
Messenger RNA from Petromyzon marinus (sea lamprey), 655 nucleotides. The record is from RefSeq and is a predicted model, not a curated record. Lineage: Eukaryota; Metazoa; Chordata; Hyperoartia; Petromyzontiformes; Petromyzontidae.